Talaromyces rugulosus is the source of this 822-nucleotide messenger RNA. RefSeq lists its product as uncharacterized. NCBI's taxonomy places the organism in Eukaryota, Fungi, Ascomycota, Eurotiomycetes, Eurotiales, Trichocomaceae. The coding region runs from base 1 to 822 and encodes 273 amino acids. Gene Ontology annotation, molecular function: sterol 24-C-methyltransferase activity. Gene Ontology annotation, biological process: sterol biosynthetic process. The record is from RefSeq and is a predicted model, not a curated record. The transcript has a single exon. Gene Ontology annotation, cellular component: endoplasmic reticulum.
AUGGCGCCCAAAACAGAAUCGGCCACUUACACUCAUGGACACCAUCCAUCGGUUAUUCGGUCUCACGGUUGGAGAACAGCUCUCAACUCGGCCGCCUAUCUACUUCCUCAUCUUAAGCCACAUAUGAAAAUCCUCGACAUUGGAUGCGGACCAGGCACGAUCACUGUCGACCUUGCCGGGUAUGUCCCAGAAGGACACGUCACUGGUCUAGAACGUGCCGGCGAGGUUAUCCUUGGCCAGGCUCGCACUUUGGCUCAGGAAAGGGGAGUGAAGAACAUAGACUUUGUCUCAGGGGACGCAAAUGCGCUAGAAUAUGAAGACGGCAGUUUUGACGUUGUCCUAUGCCAUCAAGUCCUGCAGCACGUCGGCGAUCCGGUCGGCAUUCUCAAGGAAAUGAAACGCGUAGCCAAGUCUGGAGGCAUUGUGGCUGCUCGUGAAUCGGACUACGGAGCCUUUCUGUGGUAUCCCCAAAGUGACGGGUUGGAUGAGUGGCAGUCACUCUACAGCAAAGUCGCUCGGCACAAUGGAGGAGAGCCGGAUGCCGGACGCGUGCUUCACGUGUGGGCCAAACAGGCUGGGUUUUCCGACAUUAAAUGCAGCUCGAGCAACUGGUGUUAUAGCUCGAAAGAUGAAGUCGAAUGGUGGGCCGAUCUAUGGGUGGAACGGUCGGUGUCAUCUGCGUUUGCCAAAACUGCCCUGGAUGGAAAGCUAGCCGCGACCGAGGAUCUAGAAAGGGUGUCCAACGCGUGGAGACUCUGGGGCGAGCAUGAGGACGCCUGGAUUAGUAUUCUAAGUGCCGAGGUUAUCUGUCGGAAGGAAUAG